Molecule: messenger RNA, 2013 nt
Organism: Nothoprocta perdicaria
Lineage: Eukaryota; Metazoa; Chordata; Aves; Tinamiformes; Tinamidae
Gene: GNL3
Product: G protein nucleolar 3
Exons: 15
Coding region: 1-1725 (574 amino acids)
Cellular component (GO): nucleolus
Molecular function (GO): GTP binding
Source: RefSeq, a predicted model, not a curated record
AUGAAGCGGCCCAAGCUGAGGAAGGCGAGCAAGCGGCUGAGCUGCCACAAGCGCUACAAGAUCCAGAAGAAGAUCAGGGAGCACCACCGCAAGCUCAGAAAGGAGGCCAAGAAACGCGGCCGCAAAAAGCCCAGGAAGGAUCCSGGCAUUCCCAGCGCUGCCCCGUUCAAGGAAGAGCUGCUGCGUGAGGCCGAGCAAAGGAAGCAGAGGCUCGAAGAACUAAAACAAAAACAGAAACUUGACAGACAGAAGGAACUUGAGAAGAGGAGAAAGCUUGAUGCGAAGAAGAAUGCAGCCAAAAUCAAGGAAAACGCUGAGGGAAAGGAAUCCUCCAAGAAAUCUAGAGCAAAGACUAAGAAGCUGCUGGAUAAAAAUUCACCAAAAUCAUUUUGCAGGGAGCUUGAGAAGGUGAUUGAGGCCUCAGACGUGAUCCUAGAGGUUUUGGAUGCAAGAGAUCCACUCGGCUGUCGAUGUCCUCAGCUGGAGCAAGCUGUUUGCUCUAGACGAGACAAAAAGCUGCUGUUGGUUCUGAACAAAAUUGAUUUGGUGCCAAAGGAAAACUUGGAGAAAUGGUUGAAUUAUCUGAAAAACGAAUUUCCAACAGUUGCUUUUAAGUCRGCAACACUGCUCAAGGACAGAAAUAUGCUGGAGAAGGUGAAAAAAGGAAGUGCACGUAUUGAGUUAUCCAAAAACACGGAGUGUUUUGGAAGCGAGUGCCUUUUGAAACUUCUUCGUGAGCACUGCAAGACUCGAAACAAAGCCAUUCAGGUUGGGGUAGUAGGUUUCCCAAAUGUGGGGAAGAGCAGCAUAAUCAAUGGUCUUAAAGGAGCUCGUGCUUGCAACGUUGGCCCAGCAAGAGGCGUGACCAAGGCCAUGCAAAUUGUGCCUGUCGAUAAACAGAUGAAGAUUUUAGACAGUCCAAGUAUUGUGGCAGACCCUUCCAACAGCACCUUGGCCCUGGCCUUGAGAAGCAUCAUAGACACUGGAGAAUCAGGCUUGACAAAUGUAGUUGAAGGAAUAGAUGCCAUCAUAAGCCACUGCAAUAAACAGCAGGUGAUACUGUUCUACAGCAUCCCCGACUUCAGGACCACRGAGGAGUUUUUAACUCUGCUUGCUCAGAAAAGGGGCAUGCUGAAGAAGGGAGGGCUUCCUGACACCGAGAAUGUGGCCAGACUACUGCUUUGUGACUGGACAGGAGCUAAAAUAAGCUACCACUCACACCCUCCAGAACAGCAGAGACUGCCUCCCUAUCUUACAGAAGACAAAAUAGCAGAAAUGCAGAAGGAUUUUAACUUAAAGAAGCUAGAAGAAGAAAACACCACCACUGUGCAAGCUCUGAAGUAUCCCAAUCUGGCAAGCAGCAUCAUUUUUCAGUCAGCAGAAAUGACAAAUGGGACAAUAAAGGAAAGUCAGGUGGUAGAGAAAGCAUCAGAGCGCAUGAAUUUGGAAGGAGAUGGGGAAGAUGAUGAUGAGGAGGAGGAAGAUGAGGAAGAGAAUUUCACUGAAAGCGAUGAUGAUCAACACAACAUGGAGGAAGAAGAGAGCAUUGAAGAGGAGGACAACACUCAUGUGAUCAGGAAGGCAAAGCUUGAAACACAACAGCCAAGUGCCACAACUCCAGAAACACAGACAGCAGCAGCUGACAGCCAUUCCAAUGCACUACCCUUCAUCAUGGAUAAGGCAGCAGAUGAUGAUGCCUAUGACUUUAAUACUGACUAUGUUUAAGGAAGAAUGGACCAAGAUGUGGCUUGAGCCUCUUCCUGGUGUUCAAAGCAGUAAUAAGGAUGCCUGGUAUCUUAGCAGAAGUUGGAUGAAGGCUGGAUACCAGUAUUACUGCAAAAACUCAACAUUGAUACUGUGUGAAAUACUGUAUUUAAUAGUCUGUCUCCUGUGAUACCUUCAGAUUUUAUAURUUUCUGGGAACUGAGCCCUUAUGCAGCUUUAAGUCUUAUACUUUAAUUCCUGUAAAAGAAGAAAAAUCCUAAUAAUAAACUGAAUUAGUUGGUGUUCUGU